Molecule: messenger RNA, 183 nt
Organism: Peronospora matthiolae
Lineage: Eukaryota; Oomycota; Peronosporomycetes; Peronosporales; Peronosporaceae
Source: the annotation of a GenBank genome assembly
AUGCGGCGCGCUCUUGAGGCGCUUCGUGUACGGCAGCGUGCGCUCGAACAGAUGCCAGCGCGCGGCGUCCCAGCGCUGCAGCAGUUUGCGGCCGCCCGAGGUGGCGUGCUUGCGCUCGGCUGCGCGAGUGGCCGCGUCCUCGCUGUUCGUGAUGUGCCUUCAACACAGUGGAAAAGAGAGUGA